Molecule: messenger RNA, 4483 nt
Organism: Schistosoma guineensis
Lineage: Eukaryota; Metazoa; Platyhelminthes; Trematoda; Strigeidida; Schistosomatidae
Source: the annotation of a GenBank genome assembly
AUAAUUGCGGGUAUUACAAUUUCAAGAUUAUGUCAUAAAAGAUGUCCCUAAUACAUCAAAAGUUAGCUGAGCGUUUGUUUAUCUUGAAUGAUCGUCAGCUUGGUGUGCUGACUCGUAUCCACUAUAUGAAACAAAUGCUUAGUACACCUGAAUACCGCCCAACUGUACUCCCUGGUGGUGACAAAGCAUUCGAUGGGGCUUGGAAAGUUUUGUUAAAGAAGUUCCCUUCAGUUGAUGUCAGAUCAAAUCCAUCCAGUAUGCAGCCAUUUUUUAAUCAUCAAAAGGAGUUGUUUGCAAUGUUAUCAACUUACUAUUUUAACUUUGUUGACGUUCUUGAUGUAAGAGAUCAUUUCAUUGAUCUAAUAGGAUGUUUGGCAUCUUCAAAAAUAACCCCUGACAUCACUGUUAACUUUGACGUUACGCGGAUUUAUUUGGAACUCGUUAGUAAUUAUUUCGCAAUGAUGUUUCUCAUAACACGUAUCUCAGACACUAAAGCUAUUUUGAUUCUUUUCAAUUUUUUGUACGAUCAACUACAUGGAAAACAAGAACCUAAUUAUCCACGUAUGGCAGAAAUAUUUACCGAGACCUCUGAAGGUAUGCUUAAUCGUUUACACAAGGAGAUAAAUCCUUAUUCUCGUACAUUAUCAAGGGCUCUUCGCUCUUUAAAUGAUUUUUACAAUCGACGAACUGUAAGAGCUCAAAAUUGGAGUGAUGGACAUUUUUUAGAUAUUUUACAUGAGCCAAGCAAAGUAACACACACUGUCCUAGGAGAACAAUUAGGUUGUGAAUUAAUACCUUAUGAGGUGAUGGAAAGAUGGGUAGUUUUUGGUUAUUUAUUGAUAUACCCUGAAUUGACUGAUGAAGACUCGUUCAAUCGACUGAAAGUAGCCCUGCGUCAUUCAUAUGUUGUUGUGCUCUUCCGAGAAGAAGUAAUUUAUAUUCAUUCUCUUCUACAAUCGUUUCUCGAGUCUUCGUGGGUUAAUAAGGUAGGUGCUAAACGUAUAAAUGAAAUUAAAGAGACAUUUUCAAUUGCAUGCUCACAAACUCCCAAAAUGCAUGCUGACAGGCGAGCUUAUUUACGCCUAUCUUUGCGUCAACUUCAUCUUAUUUUGUCUGAUGAACCUGGAUUAUUGGGUCCCAAGGCAUUUUUGGUAUUCUGGGGCCUAUCAUAUGCCUCAGAUGAAGUUCACUGGCUUUUAAGACAUUCUGCCAACCCUAUAGUAAAGAAAAGUGCUACUAUGGCUUCACGUACAGGUCCAUUUUCAAGUGACGAACUUAGUGAUCCAUUCUUACCGGAAUUGCUUUUUAGAAUGGAUGAGCUUCGUUCCCUAGUUUUGCGUUACAGUCCUGUUAUACAACGUUUCUAUCUCCAGUUAUUGGGUUGUUAUGAUGGACCUGGUUUAAGUGAAUAUGUGCAAGAUAUUUUGCCACAUGUGAAUAAUGAAGAAUCUGUUAUCUUCAAUUCUAUCGCAAAACAAUUAUGUGAGCUUGCUGAUAAUCCUGUUGUACGUGAAACAAAUUUAAGUCCUAUGCAAUCAACAUUGUUUGACUUUUCUGGGAUUCGACUCGAUUGGUUGCGUUUACAAGCCUGUUUGUCAUGUGAAGCUUCUGCUGCUAGUUUGAGUGAUUACCGGCGACUUGUUGAGCAUAUAAAUUCUACAAUACUACAUACUAAGUUGGUUGAUUAUUUGGAUGAACUACUUCGAUUAGUUUCGGACAUGUCCAUUUUUAUAUUUUAUCCUUCUAAAUUCACUGAACUAUUUUCCAACUGCCGUAUAUGCCCUGCACAGUUAAGAUUUACGAUUGUGUUCCCAAGCAUUUGUUCUCAGGCUAUACAAGCAUGUCAUGAUCUGUGCCCAGAAGAACGUUCACAUAUUGGUCGUAACGCAGCUAAUUUAUGUCGUCACUUUUGUCAAGAAAUCGCGGAUAAUAUAUGUCUUUAUUUAUUCAAUCGUAUUGAUGAAUUUGGAAAUAUGGCUGAUCAGUUAGCACCACAAAAUUCUGUACCAUGGCUUACGGAUGAGAAACCAGCAAAAAAAGGCAAGAAACCAAUCAUUAAUACUCGACAGAAUUUAAAUGGGAUUAUGAACACAGGCGGAAUAGAUUCAAGAAAAGGUAAACGGCUAAAUGGACCUAUCAACAUUUCUACUAAUAACAAAUUUACUCUAUCAAAUAAUAUGUCUUUUGAUUCACGUUUCAUUCCGGGUGUGGAAAGCUUUAGAACUAAUCGAGAAGAACAAACUAUAAAUGAUAAAACGUUAUUUGGACUAAGUCAAUUAUGUUAUUCUGUUAACCAUCAUCGGGAAUUAUUGGUUUUUGAUCAAGUUAUCAAUCCACGUGAAAUACUUCAGAAUGAAAUACAAUUCAGAAUUAUUGAUUUGCUUGCUAGUUAUUCGAGUUUUGCCUCUCAUGACAAUACAUCGGAAUCACUUGCUUCGAAACCAUCGGAAUUACUUCGACGUGUACGAGCUUUAAUGAAUGCUCUUAUAGAUUUGGAAAAUCAUGUUUGUAUUGAUGUGAUUGGAUUAUUUUCUACUGUAUUCACUCAACAUACUCAACCAGUGGAUGCAUUUCGUGGACAAUUAACAAUGACAGCGCAUUAUGCUGAAUGGUAUUUAGAAAAUGUUAUUAAACAUGCUUAUCUAGAUCAUUUUGUUUAUUCACCUUUAUUGAAGAGUUUUGUUACUUUAGUAUCACCUGAUGUUGUAAAAUUUCGAGCAGAAGAUUAUGCUGAUUUAAAUGAACUACUAGCUUUGACAGAACUUAUCGGACCAUUAGGGAUAAAGUUUAUUUGCGAUCGUUUAAUGCAUUCUGUUGGUGAUCGUGUUGAUGAAAUCAACAAACUAGUUCGUCAAAAUCGUGGUACUCUUGAAUGUUUACGAGAGUGUAUAAAUGAUCCAGUGAGAACUCGUCAACUUAAUGGGAAUUUACAAAAUUGUGAUCAACUUUUAAUCCUGUUAAAGGAGAUUGGUGUAGCACUUGCUUUCCGUAAAUUAUGCUUUGAAGCUGUUCAUUCUAUACUACAGAAACGUACUCCAUUUCUUCUGGACACUGUUCACAACCUUCGUGAUUAUAUAACACAAAAAUCAAGUAAUAGUGCUCAAUUAACUGGAUCAUCUAUAGAAAAUAAUAAUGGAAAAUAUGAAAUGGAACGUAUAUAUGCACAUUUUAAUGAACAAUUAAUGUUAAAUAAUCUAUGCGCUUCUGUUGGUAUAUCCUCUCAUUUAGAUUAUAAUUUAUGCUCAAUAUUAAAUAAUCGACGUAUAGCUAUAUUGGCUACAGCAAAUCAAGCUGGAUUAAAUUUAUCUAUAAAUGGUACUGGUAAUGCAUCAUAUCAAGAAUUAGAAUAUCAUAUUGCUUGUUUAUUUGUUGUAUUUGUUGCAAAUGCAUUUCCACGAUUAGCACGUCAAGAUUCUAGUUUAUAUCGUUUAGAUUUAGAAGCGAAUGAAAAUAAUUGUCAUUGUAUUGCAUAUGCAGUAAAUACUUUAAUGGUUUCCAUGUUUUCUCUACUUCGACCAGGUGAUUUAGAGGCUCGCUCUAAAGAAUUUCUUGCUCUUGCUUCAUCAAAUCUUUUAAGACUUGGACUAGAAACAUCAUCAUCUCUUAUAUCUUCAGAAAUUUAUGGUAAUAACAAUAUUCAAACAUCCUCCUCUAAUCAUUCUCUAUCGGCUAAACAUAGAGAUUCAAUUUAUAUUGUAUUUGAUAAUCUUAUUAAACAAUCACCUUGUUUAUCGGCUAAUUUACAAGAAUCUUGUUUUCCAUAUUCAUUAAUACGUAGUGCUUAUCAUAGUAUUGCAAAAUUAACAACAAAUAAUAAUGAAACUUUCAGUACUACACGUUCAAAUAUCAUGUCAUCAUCAUCAUCAUCAACAACAUAUGUGGAUGGAAAAUGUCGUGACUAAAAUGGUAACACUCUUACAGUUCAUGGAUGAAAGUUUCCAAGAACAUAGUAAUUCUGUUGCUUGUUUGUUUACUUAUCUCUUCUUUUUUUAUAACAAAUUUAAUAAUUCAUGAUCUCUAUGUGUUCACGGUAACAGGAAAGGUAGUAGUGGCAGUAGUAGUAGUACAAGUAGUAGUACAUCAUAUAUGCUUUUCUUGUUUUAUUUUAUUUGCAUUUUUGUAUUUCUUUUGUUUUGUUUUUGUUCUUUCUUCUUCUUCUUCUUUCUUUUUUGAUGGUUAAAAUGAAUCCAUGAUUUUGCUUUAAAUUGUUUAUAUAAAAUAAAAUGACAAAUGCGGUUAUUUCAAAAAUGAUAUUUGUUAAAUGAUAGUCAAUAUAUGUAUGUAUAGCUCACUUAUUAUUACCAUUAUUAUAUUCUUCAUUAUUAAUAAUCUAUAGUUAAAAUAAUGAAAAAAUGUGAAGUUCAAACAGCUAAGAAUACAAUGUUUUCUUCCAAAAUCUAUAUAUAUAUAUAUGUGUGUUGCCUUAAAAUAUCUGAGGUUUGUAUAUAUUCCUUCUAUAAGUCAAUAGAAAAUAUUUAGCUUG